This is a messenger RNA of Bactrocera latifrons, 2787 nucleotides long. It is a transcript of the gene Sur-8, whose product is annotated as leucine-rich repeat protein soc-2 homolog. Gene Ontology annotation, molecular function: protein binding. Lineage: Eukaryota; Metazoa; Arthropoda; Insecta; Diptera; Tephritidae. The transcript has 5 exons. Bases 390 to 2219 code for a protein of 609 amino acids. The record is from RefSeq and is a predicted model, not a curated record.
AAGAGAGAAAUGUCAAAUUAUGGAAGAAUAACCAUUCUGCAAGACUAAAAUAAUACUAAUAAAGUUUAAAGAAGUUUAUUUAAAUAAGGUAGAGAAAUCUAUCUACCGACAAAUAUAUAAAUAGAAAUGGAUUGUGAUUAAGUUCUAUAUUGGUAACAUUUGUGCCUAAACUGUAUAACCCGGCGGAAGUCCAACAAAUAUCAAACAGCAAACGCCGAAGAUAUAGAUAAAAAGUUCUUCAAAAUCCACAUAAUCCCAGUUCUGUUAUCAGUGAGUCAUUAAUUAUUACAUUAAAACUCGAAAUUACGAAAGGAGAUCAUUGCAAAGACUUGUUGCUUACGAAUUUGGACAACAAACUGUAGGCAUCAAACGCAACGCUGGGAAAAAUUAUGAACCUCUGUUCCUCUGCCGGCGCUACAGCAUCAUCAUCCUCUUUGGCAUCGGAAGACGCAGCAGCAGUGGAAAGUACGAACGUUAGUGGGAAAAACGGUAGCGGUGGUGUAUUGACCACACAUUGUUUUGGAAGCAGCAAUAGCAGCAGUAGCUGCGCCGCAGUUUUAACGACGAACCUUUCAAAUAAUCCAACACACAGUGGCAGCGGUGCCAGCGGUAGUAAUUUUGGAAAUAACAACGAAAUGCCACCGGAAACACGUCCAAAGAUGGUAACGGUGAAACACCCGGAAUCUAAUAAACCCAAACCAACUACAAAGAAAAGUAAACCAAUACAAGCUGAUCAGGAUGUUGUUAAAGCGCUUCAGCGUUGUCGGGAAGAAGGUAUAAAACGCUUGGAUCUAAGCAAGUCCUCCGUCACAGUUAUACCAACUUCAGUAAGAGACUGCGUUCAUCUUACAGAACUUUAUUUAUAUAGCAACAAGAUUAGUCAACUGCCGACUGAAAUAGGGUGUCUCGUGCAUUUAAAGACACUUGCUUUAAACGAAAACUCGCUAACUUCUUUACCAGAGUCGUUACAAAAUUGUAGGCAGCUUAAAGUACUUGAUUUAAGACACAAUAAGCUUGCAGAAAUUCCUUCGGUGAUUUAUCGGCUGCGUUCUCUUACCACGCUCUACUUGCGUUUCAAUCGCAUCGUCGCUGUGGCAGCCGAUAUACGUAAUUUAACUAAUUUGACUAUGUUGAGUCUGCGUGAAAAUAAAAUUCGAGAAUUGGGUUCCUCCAUUGGUGCAUUGGUAAACUUAACAACACUGGAUGUCUCUCACAACCAUUUAGAACAUUUGCCAGAAGAAAUAGGCAAAUGUGUAACUUUGAGUGCACUUGAUUUGCAGCACAACGAACUAUUGGACAUACCGGAAACCAUUGGCAACUUGAAGAGCUUAGUAAGAUUAGGCUUGAGAUACAAUCGACUAUCAAGCAUUCCGGCAUCGCUGAAAAAUUGCAAAUUCAUGGAUGAAUUUAAUGUCGAGGGCAAUGGUAUAACACAGCUACCAGAUGGUCUAUUAGCUAGUCUUAGUGCACUUACAAAUAUUACACUAUCGCGCAACUCUUUUACGAGUUACCCAACUGGUGGGCCUGCUCAAUUUACCAACGUCUACAGCAUUAAUCUGGAGYAUAAUCGUAUCGAUAAAAUACCAUAUGGAAUAUUUUCACGAGCCAAAGGCCUCACAAAACUCAAUAUGAAGGAAAAUGUGCUUACUGCUUUACCGCUCGAUGUAGGAACUUGGAUUAAUAUGGUCGAAUUGAAUUUGGCCACAAAUGCUUUACAAAAGUUACCCGAUGACAUAAUGAAUCUGCAGAAUCUAGAAAUUUUGGUACUAUCCAACAACAUGCUCAAAAAGAUUCCCAGUACCAUAGGUAAUCUGCGAAAAUUGCGUAUUCUCGACCUGGAGGAGAAUCGCAUUGAAGUACUGCCCAACGAAAUCGGUUUAUUACAUGAAUUGCAAAAAUUAAUUUUACAAACAAAUCAGAUCUCUAUACUGCCACGCAGUAUUGGUCAUCUCAGCAAUCUGACUCAUUUGUCAGUUAGCGAAAACAAUUUACAGUACCUGCCAGAAGAGAUUGGCUCGCUGGAGAAUCUGGAAAAUCUUUAUAUCAAUCAAAAUCCAUGUUUAGAAAAGCUACCUUAUGAGCUGGCACUUUGUCAAAAUUUGAAAUACUUAAACAUUGACAAAUGUCCUUUGAGCACAAUACCACCUGAAAUACAAGCUGGCGGCCCAUCUCUAGUACUCCAAUGGUUGAAAAUGCAUUCGCCCUAUAGGCAGAUGUGAGUUAGCGGUUUGGGAUAUGUCAGCGAUGGUGGGAGUACACAAUGGCGUACAUUUUAUACAAGUAACGAUUGCUAUUUAGAAUUUCAGUUGGAGGCAGAGGCGGAUACGCAGCGACGCUAACAACGUCGUGCUUGGAAAUGCACUAUCAUUUGAGAUUAUUACUUACAAAUAUUGGAUGGUGCAUCUCCGACAAUUGUUGCCAUCGCUAAGUUAAUGAAUAAAAAUAAUAUAAAAAUAAGAAGAACAUAACUACCAAUUAUUAUUAAUUAUAAAUUUCUUUAAAACGAAACUUAAAAACGACGAAUAUGCCGAGUGGAGUCUUGCAACUACUAUGCGCAACUCACUCGCAGUAAUAAUGAAAACGAAUUGUAAACAAUAUUUUCUGUUGUAAAAAUUGUGUGAUGGUGAAACAAAAUAUAGCUUUAAAAAUGCUUCAGAAAUUGAUUGUUUAGUGGAUUGUGUAGUUGUUAACAAAUAUAAACUAUUUGUAUAACUACUAACGAAUCAACAACUCUAAAUUAAAACAAAUAAAGUUCUAUAAAUUCAUAUAAAAACAAAAAAAAAAAAA